CUCCAGAGCACCUGGAGGGAAACUUUUCAAAGGGGGCGUGAAUAGCAUGCUAACGUUAAAUGCUCCACUAAAACACAACGCAUUACACGAUUUGAGGUAAAACUCGCACUGCGACUGAGCACUAACUACAACGAAUCGGACGAUGGAGGUAGAAGAACUCGGAGGCUGUCGUGACAUUCAGGGAAAUAUGAUUACCAACCAUAAUUACCACGAGCAACAAACCCUUGCAGAUAUGCCUACGCACAGAGACGUUAAAACUGAAACAGACUUCACAGAGACAUCAAUAGUGGCAAGCACAGCAAUGGCUGAUAUGAUGGAAGAAGAAGAGGAAGAGGUAGUCUGCACCGCGGUGGAGAUUGAAGUGACUCUGGAGGAAGAGCCAGAUCAAAAUGAUUGUACUGAGGGAGGUGUAUUGGAACAUUCAGAUGGAACACUACAGAAUAAACGCAGGCGGGAUGGCGAAGCUCGGCGACCGUCUAAGGCAAGGCCACACAACUGUGCAGGUUGCGAGAGUUCCGGACAGCAGAGGGGACACCAAAAACACCAUCGGAAACAACAAAACAACAACGACAAGACUGUAGGAGUUCAUCAUGGAGAGGAGACUGGUGUGGAGGGGGGCUGCAUUUGUGACCAUUGUGGAGAAGUCUUCAUCAGUACCACAACUCUUAACAGUCACGUCAUCAGCACACACACCGCUGACAAACCGGGUGACCACAGCAGCCAGCCCAGUUCAAAUCCUGAGAAAAGCUCCGAGUUAAACUCCGAGCUAAGCAGAUUGUUUGAAAUGUUGUCCGGUUCCAGAGAUCUGGAGGAGACCAGUGAAGGCUUCAAUGAAAGCAACACGGUCGAACUGCAAGCAGCUGCUGAGUGUUUACACAGGGAGAGUGGUGGACAAGACAGUGCAGAUUCCUAUGUGCAAAGAGACAGCGGUGAAAAAGACAACACCGUUUCAGAUGAGGACAGCAUACUAUCAGCUGAAGACGCCUUCGAUCCUGAUUUUGAGAUGAAACCGAUAGAGUCAGACGAUUCACAAGAUUCUGACUGGGAGCCAGAAGUCCGCACCCCUAAGAAGAGGGCGAGGUCUGCGACUUUCACCGUGGGCGACCCGCACGGAGGCGCUGAUUGGCAGAAGAAUCACCAGAAGGACGUGCCUGAAUGCUGUGAAACACCAAGAGACGCCCUGGUCCACACUCAAAAGAAGAUCACCAGAAAUCUGGAGAAUCACAUGCUCACGCACGAUGCAGAGGAACCUCAGGACGGCAACCCGACUGACAGAAGCCCUGAUCGCUCAUCAAGGCAUGAAGAAUCCAUCGAAGGCCUCAAGGAAAGGUCGUAA
Alosa alosa (allis shad) is the source of this 1336-nucleotide messenger RNA. RefSeq lists its product as uncharacterized. The transcript is spliced from 9 exons. The record is from RefSeq and is a predicted model, not a curated record. NCBI's taxonomy places the organism in Eukaryota, Metazoa, Chordata, Actinopteri, Clupeiformes, Clupeidae. The coding region runs from base 143 to 1336 and encodes 397 amino acids.